CAAUGUAUUGUUGACAGCUGACUUGUUUGACAAAUGGAAUUCCGAACACUUUAACAUCAUCGACUUUGAAAAGUGCGCGAAUCUGCGACGUUCGAACAAAUUUAACAAUAUUUACAUUUCUUCCAUAUUAUAAAAAAAAAUUUGUAUAAUUUUAAAAUAAAUUUUGUUGUAAAUAUCAGCAUGGAUAACACGUCAAGAGAGGAUGUUGCUUCAUUUCAAUUUCGAACAGCUCAUGAAGUACUAAGUAUUCAAUUGGCGAAGCAAAAUAAAAAACCGGCAUAUGGAGGUAUAAACUAUGGAGCACAAAGAAAAACUCACCGAACCACUAUGUCUAAAUUUGUCUUGCCUGUGAAACAAAAGCCUUCCGAUAAUGAGCGCUAUGGACCUAAAACGGUACCACCUUCUCGUAACAAUGAUCAGCCUAAGGUUGAAAUACAUGAACGAUUAGUCAACGUAGAACCUCAGAUGGUGACGCUGAUCGAAAACGAAAUAAUGAAUAAGCACGAGCAUGUGGGAUGGGAUAAUGUGUGUGGUUUAGAUUAUGCAAAAUCUAUUAUAAGAGAAUCAAUAAUAAAUCCAAUGCUGCGUCCUGAUUUGUUUACUGGUAUACGUAGUCCGCCACGUGGUAUUUUAUUAUUUGGUCCGCCAGGCACCGGCAAAACACUGAUUGGAAAAUGUAUUGCAUCGAAUGCAAAUGCUACGUUCUUCAAUAUCAGUGCAUCCUCACUGACUUCAAGGUAUGUGGGCGAUGGUGAAAAAAUGGUGCGUGCAUUAUUUGCAGUAGCUGCCGUGCAUCAACCUUCGGUGAUAUUUGUUGAUGAGAUCGAUUCAUUACUUUGCCAGCGUACUGAUAGUGAACAUGAAAGUGCCCGUAGAAUAAAAACUGAAUUUCUAAUACAAUUCGAUGGUGUGCGCACAAAGGAAGAUGAUCGUAUUUUUGUAAUUGGCGCAACAAAUAGACCACAGGAUUUAGAUCACGCUAUGCGUCGACGCCUGGUUCGACGUCUCUACAUACCGUUGCCAGAAUUAGCAGGGCGUAUAAAUCUUAUUUCCAAUUUGUUCAAACCCAUUGAAAACGAUUUAAACGCUAAUGACCUGCUGGAAAUUGGUAAAUUAACAGAAGGUUAUUCUGGAGCUGAUUUAAACAGUUUAAGUCAAGAGGCAGCAAUGGGUCCAAUUCGAGCUAUACCAUUUGAUCAAUUUGCUACCGUCGGAAAAGAUAUGGUUCGACCCGUUAAUAUUGAUGAUUUUAAAGCGGCCUUAGAUCAUGUGCGACCCAGUGUUACCGAGGAAGAUAUAACAAGUUUUGUCGAAUGGAAUAAAUUAUAUGGUGCAAAAUAGUAUAUGUUUUUUCAUAUUUUAACUAAUAUAUAAGUUAUUUUCGUUUAAGAUAUUAUAUAGUGAAAUUGUAUGUCGUUAUAAUUUGUGACAAAGACAAUGCCCUCCAAACAUGAGGGUUUUAUAGCGUUAAUAAUUGUGUCAAAGAUUACAUAUGUAUGAUACAUCGACAGUAUUUUUAAGUAUUGAUUAUUUUUUAUAUUUGAUUA
Messenger RNA from Teleopsis dalmanni, 1547 nucleotides. RefSeq names its product fidgetin-like protein 1. Gene Ontology annotation, molecular function: microtubule severing ATPase activity; ATP binding; ATP hydrolysis activity. The transcript has 7 exons. The record is from RefSeq and is a predicted model, not a curated record. NCBI's taxonomy places the organism in Eukaryota, Metazoa, Arthropoda, Insecta, Diptera, Diopsidae. The coding region runs from base 181 to 1341 and encodes 386 amino acids.